AUUGUGGAUAUUAACGGAUACUCUGUGAGGAAUUCAAGAUGUAUCCUCAUUCCUGAUAUGAAAGCAUUCGAUCUGCAAUGACAUCCUGGAAAUGUUUACAACUUCUGUUGGUUUUCCUCCGGGCGGGAACCGUCAUCUGUGAGGCUGUCAACUGUUACACCUAUAAUUACGAAGAUUUCCUCUUCUGCUCGUGGAAUUCGUCAACUGCAGAUAGCGGUACGACUGACGUCACAGUGAAGUGGAGUUUGAUAUCCGGCUCCUUGAUGUCCAGUUGGCUUGAUUGUCCAGAGCAAUCCCAGAAUUCCUGUCGAUGGGACAUAGAACGCGGGGAUCUGGAUCCUAAUUGCGUCAUUAGAUUGUGCGUCAGCCUGUUUAACAGUUGUUACGAAGUUCACUGCCAACAGAAAGUCAAACCUGCCCCUGUACAGAAUGUAAGCCUUGUGGGGACCACCCCUUCUUGUGUGACACUGCAGUGGUCCUGCGGUAGGGGCUAUCUGUGGAGUGUCCUGUACCCCCAACUCUACCAAAUCACGUGUCUAGCUAUCUCACCUGAAGGACAACAACAUCCAUCAGACAAUUCUGCCUGGAUAGUCAACAGCACACGGUUUGAAGUGUGUGGUUUGUUGCCUUACACAAAAUACCUCAUCAAAGUUGCAGCCAUACCUCAGGAAGGAGGAAUCUGGAGCGAGAGUCGAUCUAUUACAGCAUCCACAGACAAGACAGUACCUGGCCUACCACCCUACGUUCACAUCAAUUCGUUCACCACAAUUUCCCGGGGAAAUGGCGCAUAUAGCGGCCUUAUGAUCUUCUGGAGGGAGAUUCAAAAACAAAGGAUUUAUGGAUCCCAUUUGCGUUACGUAGUGUCCGUAUGUCCAUACAAUACAUCACAGGAACCUAGAGACUGCACUGAGGAAACUGUAUUCAAUUUCGCUCGAUUCCAAAUCCCCGCGCAACAGGAAAUAACGACCAGAAUUUGGUCAAAGAAUGAAAUUGGAACGUCACGAGAUUUUGCUCUGAUUAGAAUUCCAUCAAAAGAUGAAUUGUUACAAUCGCCCGUCAUUUUGGUUGUCGUCAGUGGCAGCUUAACAACAGUCUUCUUGGAUAUUGCUCAACAGAAAGAUGUCAGAUUUACGGUAUUUUGGUGCCAAAAAGAAGAUUUUCGGAAUUUACGGUGGCUGGAUAAUCUUCGGAACACGACAAUAACAAUAAAUCACAGUCAUAGCGUCUCUCUCAAAUAUGGCGUGUCUGUUAACCGAGGCGAAAGGACGAGUGGAAUAAAAUGGGCAGAUUGUAUUUUUCAAAAUGGCGAGCUUCCUGGUCUGUUAGAAAUGACAUUGACCCACACGGAAGAAGACCAUCUGGAGGUCACGUGGAGAAUACCUUCCUGUAACAUGCGAUUGGUUUCCGCUGUGGUGGAUCACUAUGUCCUAUCCUUUUGCAGCACAUCGGACUGUAUGACAAAGAGAAAUUUCAAUAUCUCGCCGGAAGUAACAUCAUAUUCCUACCAUUUAAGUAACGAAGAUACACUUUGUGCAGAGAUAAAUGUUCUAACAUUAGCUGGAGAGAAAUUACAAAAUGGUAGGAUUCAAUGUUAUACAACCGGAAAGAAGUCCAGCCUAUAUCCCAUCAUAAUUUUUGCUGCAGUCUGCGCAUCCAUCUUCAUUCUCUGUCUCAUUAUAACCACAGUUCUAAGGUUGUGGAGAACUAACAUUGAAAUAGAGGUUCCUCCAGUAGGCAGUGAACAAAAUCAGAAACUUUUAAAUGCCACUCCAUCUACCUCCAGUGGUCAGGAGAAAUUGUACGUCCAGAUCGAUACAGACCAUUGCACAAACAUCAGAGGGCGCACUGAUCCUAAAGAAAUACCGGAAGUUAAGGACGAGGAAGUGAACCAAAGUAUUAGCAAAAAACCGUCAUCUUCCGAAUGCUGUGACAGUUACAUUGUUAUGGACGGAUUAGAUUUGGGCAUGUCAAAAGACCAGAGCUGAGAGAGAGAGAGAGAGAGAGAGAGAGAGAGAGAGAGAGAGAGAGAGAGAGAGAGAGAGAGAGAGAGAGAGAGAGAGAGAGAGAGAGAGAGAGAGAGUGUUACAAGGCAUUUAGUUUUCAGAAGAGCAAUUUUAGCAGGAGUUACUUCCCAUCGGCGGUCAUGUGCCGGGGUCAAACUACCUUUAUUCCUUCAUUAUUUAAAGGGGCAUGGUCACGAUUUUGGUAAAAAAUUAUUUUUUCAAUUUUAAUGUUUACAAUGCUUCAAUAAGGCAUUUUUAAUUUAACCAAAAUUUGAGUGUAAUUUGUUGAGUUAUAAGCGAGUUACAGAACUUAAAAUUCUUCGCUAUGUAAACAAAGCUUUUGUUUACAUUUUGAAUGUUGAAGUGAAAAUUCCAGUUUUAGACUUCAAAUGCAUGCGUUAAUCAUUAGGAACUGUUUAUUUAUGCUUAAAAUGAAUAAGAAGGUAGACAAAUCAGCUUGAAAAAAGAUUUUUACUGGUAUAUUGAACCUACGUAAACAAAAACAGGGCACGAGCCUUGUUUACAUGACGAAGAAUUGCGAGCCCUGUAUCUUGCUUGAAACUCAUCGACUGGCACCCAAAUUUCAUUUGAUCAUUAAAAAUACAUUCCUAAAGCAUUGUAAAUAAUAAAAACAGAAAAAUAAAAUUUGACCAAAAUCGUGACCAUGCCCCUUUAACCAAAACAAUUCAAUUUGCCAUACCGGGUACUGUGACGCAUAUUGUACUGUCUUGUGUUUUUGUACUGUUUUGUGAGAAAAAAUGUUCAGAAAACUCAUUUUUGUACUUCAAGGUCAGAUGAAAAAUAAAAUAAAAAUGCACACUAACAAAGAUUUCUUAUUAACUAGUAAAAGGUAGUAGGCUAUUUAAAUCAAUAUGAGCUCUAUUUUUUAGAAAUCUAUUUUACUGCAAAAAACAGCUAUAAAAACACAAAAAAACUAUGUCCCCAGUUUUUGCUUCCACCACAUUUUGCUUGAUAUUUCAAUAAUCAUAAAUACCUUUGUGCUCAAACUAUGUUCAUCCACUAAUAUGGAAAAUGUUCAGAUUAUCUGUUUUGAAACGCCCCCCUUACCGUCUCAGGUUUCAAUACACUUCCUAAAAUUGAAAGUCUAUGGAGGAUUUGCAUUGCAUCAGCCAUUAAUAAGCCCGGAUGAUAACGUUGAAAAAUUGCGUGAGGUAUCCCGAGUACUUCCGAAUGGAGAAAUAAUGUAAACAUUUCCCAUUAUAAAUCUCCGUAAAAAAAUUGUUUUCGUUCCUUAUGAGUGAAAAAUGAUAAUUGUUCAAUGAAGAUAUCUUGUAUAUAUUCCCUUUCAUCGAUUUUAACUGUAUUUCUUUCACAGAUAUGUGUAUUUUUGUUAAAAAUCAUCAAAAAGUGAUGGAAGCAAUAACUUGGGACAGACUUUAGUAUGCUAAGUCUGCAUGUAACUUAAACUUCUAUGAUAUAUAAAAUUUGAAAAUAUAAAUUUUUGUGAGAAAUUUUUUUUUCUUCUAAGGAAUAUAUAGCAGUUCAGUUUUUCUACAGGACGACAAAAAUUCAAUUUUGCUUCAAUUAAGGCUUCUUAAUGGCUUUUCCCACAAAAAUAUGGCUAUCAAAAAUUAAAUAAAAGUACUGAAGUA
This is a messenger RNA of Magallana angulata, 3616 nucleotides long. RefSeq lists its product as uncharacterized. The transcript is spliced from 14 exons. NCBI's taxonomy places the organism in Eukaryota, Metazoa, Mollusca, Bivalvia, Ostreida, Ostreidae. Bases 78 to 1985 code for a protein of 635 amino acids. Gene Ontology annotation, molecular function: protein binding. The record is from RefSeq and is a predicted model, not a curated record.